This is a messenger RNA of Symbiodinium sp. CCMP2456, 3123 nucleotides long. Lineage: Eukaryota; Dinophyceae; Suessiales; Symbiodiniaceae. The record is from the annotation of a GenBank genome assembly.
AUGGCGGAGCCCAAGGAUGAUUAUCACACCAUGGAGCUUUCAAGGCGAAGCAUCCAGAUCUCAGACUUGCAGGAGGAGCUCGACGGCGGAAGGGAUCGGCAGAGACAAGCGGAGGACCGCUCGGCAGUCUUGGAACGACAAAUGGAGAAGCUGAAGGUGGAAAUCUCCGUGCGGAAGAGCAAGAUCCAGGAGAUGGACGACCAAGUGGCUGCCGAUGAGGCCGCCUGCCUUCAAUCUCAGCGCACGCUGCGGGAGGCAGCCGAGGCCGCGCAGGCGGAGCUGUCACGGCUCCAGGAAGAGCUGGCCGUGGCGCAAGCGGCUGUGGCGCAGGCAGAAGCACAGGCUGAGGCACGUAGAGCAGCAGAAGCGGCAGAGGAGGAGGACAGAAGACGGCUGGCCGAAGAAGCAGCGCAGGCUCAGCAGCUGGCAGCAGCACAAGAAGCUGUACGAGCUUCACAGGCAAACGUGGAAAAGACAAAGGCUGACCUCCGCGACCUGGAGGCGGCUCUUACUGUGGACAAGCAGGGCACCAAGGAGCUGACGGAAUCCGUGGCUGAGGCGGAGGAGAAGAGAGAUGCUGCCCGAGCUGAGUGUGAACGAUUGGCCACAGUCCUCGAGGCGUUGAGCUCCAAAGGUGAGCUUCAUCGCUUGCGAGAGGCUGUCGCUUCCAAGCAGGCAGAGCAGCAGCGGCUCACACAGGAGCUGGCCAGCCAAAGGCGGGAGACGGCAUUCCAGAGAAUGUCCAUGCAAGGGCGGCUUGAUGAGACUCAGAGGAUUAUGAGGGAUCACCUCUCGGAGACGCAGCGCCAGAUGGAGGGCACACGUGAAAACUUGGCCGAUUCACCGCUCUGCGGUCUGAUGUCUUCGCUGAAAGAGGCGAGGAUGCAAGCAGAAGCCUUGUCUGCCAAGAGGCUUGACAUGGAGGCGCAAGCCAAAGAGCUUGAAAAGGAGGUGUCCGACCUACAAGGAUCUCGGAAGCUGGAUCCGUCAGCCGUGGAGCAAGAGCACCAUGAGUCUUUGCAGAAGGAGCUUAUCGGCGUCCGAGAUGAUCUGGAAGCGGCCAGAAGGAGGCACGAUCUGAGCUAUGGCUCGGAGGAUCCCGAAGAGGUUCGUGGUGCGGCGAGCAAGAACAAUUCGAUGCACAGCAUUGCCAGUGCGGCCAAGCAGAGCUCGGAAGACCCUGCUGAAAAAUCGAGGAGGGCACGGGCCUCCGUCAUCGCAGGGGACUUUAUCAAAGCAGAAGACGCGGACUCUUCGGCGGAGCAAACGCCAACAGAGAACAAGAAGUCUAUGUUCACGAAGGUGUCAUCAUUUUCCUUGUGGUUCGUGACGAACUACUACGUCGGAAACGUUAUGGCUUGUGUUGUCUUGGUUGAUGCCGUUUGUACAUGGGUAGACAUUGAUGCGCGUGCAGCCGGCCUCAGUUCUCCACCGCAGUUCUUCAUGGUGUUCUCCGACAUUAGCUUGGCACUCUACAGCACUGAAGUUUUGCUACUGCUCGUCGGAAAAGGCUUCUUCGGUGUGCUUGUUGAUUGGAUGGCGCUUCUCGAUGUGACAAUAGUUCUGUGCGGCUAUCUGGAGGUUGUGCUGAAUGCUGUGGCCCCUGCGGACAUGACGAACAGCCUGAGUGUCAUGCGUGCUUUGCGAUUGGCCCGUAUCUUCCGCUUGUUGCGCCUCUUCCGGAGAAUCCGCGCCUUGCGUGAGCUCCAGAAAUUAGUUACGAUGAUGGCUACGUGCCUUCGGACUUUGGUCUGGUCAUUCCUGCUUUGCUUCGUGAUCAUGACCAUCUGGGCCAUGCUUUUGGUUGAGGUGGUGAACCCCCUCAUUCAGGAUAUGGUUGAAGAAGGGCACGAGAUCAUUAGCAAUUGUCCAUACUGCAGGUCCUCCACAAGCUCAGUAAUGGAGGCUACCUUGCUACUCUUCAAGACAGUGAUUGCCGGAGAUAGCUGGGGUCAGGUGGCCGUUCCAGUCAUACUUCGGAAUCCGGAGACGGCAUUCAUCUUCGUAGGCUCCCAGUUGUCGCUGGUGUUUGGCGUGUUGAACAUCAUCGUGGCAGUCGUCGUCGACACCUUUGCGGAGGCCAGGCAGAAUGACAUUUUGAACCUUGCCGAAGAAAUGGAGCAAGAUAUUGAGAAGGAUCGAGAAGCCCUCGGAAAACUCUUUGCCAGGAUUGACAAGGACGGCAGCGGGCAGCUUUCGCUGGACGAGCUGAUUCGGGGUGCUCGCCGUGAUCCAGUUUUCCAGAGCCGGCUCAGAGUAAUGGACAUCGACGAGAAUGACUUACAGCAGCUCUUCAGCAUGAUCGACGUGGACAACAACGGCACGAUCGAAGUGGGAGAAUUUAUUGGACCCUUGAGCAGAUGGGUUCAUGACUCCAAGACCGCACCCAGGUUCAUUAAGUACAACAUGCUGCAGACGAUGCAGUUGCAAGAAGACCUCUACAGCCUAUCCAAGCACUAUUUCGGCCACCUGGCUGAGCGGAUCGAUACCCUGGCUGCGCAGAUGAGCAUCGUGCGCGGCGCCGUGCCCUCGUCUGAAUCUCGGCAGUCAUCCGUUAUGCAAUCGCAGUCCUUGGGCAUGGCCAGGUUCCGACAACCUACAGAAAACGCUGAGGAAAUCAAAAUUGAGCAGCCUCAUUGCUCCAGAAAGGCAGAGACACUUUGCCUCGCAUACUCCUCCCCGGCUACGUCAGAAACGACAGUGACAACAAGCGAAGUGAUCACUGACUCGUGUGGCGACCAGUUGGGCGAGCUUCGACACAAGGGCGCCCACACGGAUGGAGCAGUUGAGGCUCUCAUAGAUGCUGCGGUUAUCAAAAUCGAAUUCGGAAUGAUUGAAAUGGAGGGCAGGUUGAAACGAGCACUGGCAGGAAUUCCAGCCGAUGGGCAUGCGCCUCCUGCAAGAGCUUCAAACCCCACAUCCUCGCAGGACAUGAAGGCUUUCCGGAAAGAUGACCUCUUCAGGUCCGUGUAUGGAGACCGUGGCAUUCGAACAUCCAGAAAAAUGGCCACAGCUUCAGCAGCCCAAAUUACCUUCGGCGACGGCCCAGUGGCUGCUGCCGCAGCCGUGCGGAGAAAGAAUUCCGGCGAGCUCGGCCUGCAGCAGGUAGUGACAGCGACUUGA